Colletotrichum destructivum is the source of this 4006-nucleotide messenger RNA. RefSeq lists its product as uncharacterized. NCBI's taxonomy places the organism in Eukaryota, Fungi, Ascomycota, Sordariomycetes, Glomerellales, Glomerellaceae. The record is from RefSeq and is a predicted model, not a curated record. The coding region runs from base 759 to 3647 and encodes 962 amino acids. Gene Ontology annotation, molecular function: zinc ion binding; DNA binding; DNA-binding transcription factor activity, RNA polymerase II-specific. Gene Ontology annotation, biological process: regulation of DNA-templated transcription; DNA-templated transcription. The transcript has 4 exons.
CUUUUGUUUAUGUUUCCCCCGUCACCCCCCACCCCUCGUUUGUCCCUUUCUUUCCUCAGGUAACCAACACGCCCACCCCCACCCUCUCUCUCUCUCUCUCUCUUUCUCCGUUCUCCAUUCGCAUUGCCUUACCUCCGUUCGUUGUUGAACACCGACCUAGGACGGCGUAUAGAACGGAUUCAAACUCGAUCCAAUCCUGAUUGGGCAUACACCGGCCUUGCUACACUUCUACCGGACAGGCCUCACUCAGAACGCGAUAUCUGAACGGGUGCAUCAUCACUUACAUAGGCACCCAUGCGCCCACUCCCGACCUGUCCUCCCCUCCCUCCCUUAGUUGUGCGCUCGCCUGCUCGUCCACUCAACCUGCAGCACCACCACCACCUUCUUUUCUUUCCAGGAUACCCCCUCCUUCACCAACACACCAGAACCUGGACCAGGGACCAGACUAAAAUCAACUCUCUUGCAUGUCCCGCCCCCUCAUCUAACAUAUUGCCGCCCACCAGUGCCCCUCUUGUCCUGCAUCCACCACAGGCCAGGUCCUUUUUUACGUCCGUAACCCCCCCGGAAAGCCCAGGUGAUCCUCGACCGUUCCCAGUUUCUAUUCUCUUUGGACCGCGUCCUCGACUCUCCUCAACGAAUGACUGUUGUGUUUGCUUCCACUCCCAACUUAACAGGCAUUCAUAUCACCCUCCUUUUCCAGGUGCUCGGCCACUGACAAGAAAUCCGAGAUCUGACGCCGUGCAACUACCAACCAUCAAAUGGACUCAGGUCACUAUUCUUCCGCUGCACGUCAUGCCGCCGCCGCCGCCGCCGCCGCCGCCGCCGGGCCUGGUGGUGCCGUCUACUCGGCCCAUCCCAUUGACCACCACGCUCACGCCGCUUACCAUCACACUCACUCGCACUUACAGACACCCGCGCACUCACCCCACGGUCAGCCACAAUAUUACCCGAUGAAUCCCUUGAGCCCCUCCGCACAAGGCCCCUCCAUGACGAGCCCGCGCGUCCUGCCCAACUCGGACUUCAUACCCGCUGGUCAAUCGCCUGGCUCGGCCACCUCGUCCGUGCCGCACGGCAAGCCUGCUCCGCCCGCUGGUCCUGUUUCCCCCGCUGCUUCGGUCUCGGGAGCUCCCAGCCCCUCCACCAAGCCCAUCCGAAGACGCAUGCGCAUGAUCACAUCGUGCCUCGAGUGCCGCCGACGCAAGCUCAAGUGCAACAAGUCUCAACCAUGCGUCAACUGCAUGAAGUUCUCCCGCGACUGCGUCUACCUUAGCCCCAAGCUUGACGAGGCAAGCCAACUGCGCCUGACCGAGAUUAAGGAAAAGGUCGGCUCCCUCGAGCGCCAAUUGGAGCGCGAUGUCGCCAAAACCACGUCCCGUGCCGCUAUGCAGCAGGCUAUCCUCGCUGAUGAUGUUGAGGAUGACUUUGCCGAGGAGCGGGAUCUCGAGCCUACCGACAUGACGGCUCUGGAUGUGACGUACGAGGAGGACGCGGACGGAACCGACGAUCUCAUUGACCUGGGAGUCCAAGUUGGCCGUAUGCGAAUCACAGAACGGAUCGGCGGCCUGUCCAGGCCAAGGAUAGCCGAAGAGAUCUCGGCAGGUAUAUCUGGUCAGGGUGGUCCUGGCGGACCAUCUUCUGGUGGCGCUAUGGGCGGAAUGAUGGGUAUGAUGGGCGGUAGGGGCAUGGGCGGGGCCGGACGAGGCGGCCCGCCCCGUGGUGGGCCGCCACCUGGGUAUCCCGGUUACGCCGGCCCACCACCCGGCAUGGAUUCCAUGUCCGUCAUAAGCGGAAGCUCCAACGACUCAAUCCCCGACUUUCUCAGACCAGGCGAAUCCUACAUCCCCCCCUCGAGCGGCUUUUUCUUCGGCCACACAUCCGAAGCCUUGUCGCUAGAUAGGAGGCUACCCCAAAAGGAAGCGGCAGACCGUCUUACCCAGCAGUACUUCCAAGCGGUUCAUCCCGUCGCGCGGUGUGUUCAUCGGCCAUCAUUUGAAAACGAAUACCGGAAUUUCUGGGAUGAGGUAUACAAUAACAUUGAGCCUCGCGCCUCUACACAGGCCAUCAUGUUUGCGGCCUGGUUCAGUGCUGCCGUCAGCAUGGACGAUGCAACGGUCAGAGAAUUAUUCGGCGUCACCAAGGCCAAUCUGAUUGAGCGGAUGAAGACCGAUACCGAAAGGGCGCUGGGCAAGGCCAAUUUUCUCCGUACAACGAGAGUCGAGACAAUGCAGGCUUUCAUCAUGUACAUGCUUCCCCUCUGCAGGGCUGAGGUUUCCCGAGCCCACUCCGUACUGGUAGGCGCUGCCGUGAGAAUGGCCGAGUGUAUGGGACUGCACAGAGAUGGAGAAACCUACGGACUAAACCCCUUGGACACCCACGUUCGGAGACUCAUCUGGCAUCAAUUGUGCUUCCUUGACAUCCGCACCUGUGAAGCACAAGGUCCGAGACCGGCCAUCAGGAGAGAAGAUUACGACACGAAGCUUCCGCUCAAUUGCGAGGAGAACGAUCUUUACGCCGCCGGCCCGUCCCCUGAGCCCGCCGAGCAUUUUACCUCGACGUUGCCAUCUCUCAUUCGGUUUGAGUGCAACGAGAUGAUGCGAAUAAUCUGGCUGGACCGCCGCAGGCUCGAAAGUCGACGAACCACACUGACUGCUGUUCUCACAAAGAUUGAAAACUUCAGGCGACGCAUGGUUGAAAAGUACGACCACUUCCUCGAUGGAACGGUACCGAUCCAGCGAUACGCCAAGCUUGUGAUGAAUCUGCUUCUCUACCGGCUCCAUGCCAUGAUCCUUCAUCCCUACUACGCGAACGCUGGUAGCCCCAUGACCCACAGACUGAACAACCUCUUGAUCACGUCAGGUAUAAUGAUCGUGGAGAUCUCCAUUCAGCUUGACACCGACCAAUUAUUCCACGAAUGGUCAUGGUACCUCGGCGCUUACCAGCAGUUUCAGAUUGCUCUGCUCCUGGCAACGGAAAUAUACUAUCGACCGCAGAACCAGGAAGCGCAUCGUAUCUGGGCCUGCUUGGAUUACGUUUUCAAAACAGACCGAACUCUGCCACCCGAGAUCAAGGGACUGCAAAUACUGGGUGAAAUCAUGGGCAAGAUGCAGACGUACCAAGGCAUGCGCAAAAUGCGUGCGCCGACAGGCACGUCGCGGGCGGCGCCGAGCAGAAAUGCUGUCGGGGGCAAGAACGACAGCGCUGGCCUACAACUGCCGCCCCAGCACUACAAUGCACAGGACGUUCAGAUGGGCUUCAAGACGGAGCCAGGCAUGGGCGGUGGCACUCAACAGCAGCAGCAGCAGCAUUCCCCAAUGAGCGGCAUGGGAUCCCCCGGAAUGGCAUCGCCGAAUUCUCAGAUGGGUGGUCCGCCUCCGGGCAUCGUCUUCGCGGGCGUUUCUAACGGGGAGGCUAUAUGGAGCAUGCCGCCCGUGAAUGCCGACAGCCCGGAGAGCAUCAGCGACGGUGCCAGCAUCGGCGGACACAGGCCGUCGCAGCCGGUGAACAUGAUGAACUCUCUCGAGGGUGUGGACUGGGACAUCAUCAACAACCUGUUCCCUCACGACCCCAACACUGGCGAACUUAACAUCUCUGGCUUUAACGACCCAUCCCUCGGGCUGAUCAACGGUUAUCACUGGGUGCAGAGAUGAUUCGGAACCACGUAGUUGGCUGGCCUCUCCAUGUGAUUCUGUUUGCGUGUGCGCGUGUGUUUGAGCAUCGUUAGACGUUGGCGGGCUGUGUGCGCGCCUGCGGCGGCAGCGCAACAUAUCUGUGAUACCAUGGCUAUACGUUGUGUGGUUUGGUAUAUAUGUGUGAAUGUGUUACGGGGAUGGGCUGAGGGUCUCCUCACUGGGAGAAGGGAGGGACUAUUUGACUAGGACAUGUAUGUGCAGAUGACAGUUCAUUAGAGGGGGGACCGCGAGGAAUGCUUUGGGACUUUGAAGCUCGCGCAUAUUGUUGGUGUGCUGGUAGCUGGCCGCAGGUUACAAUGAGUCCCUGUGGAUAAUAU